GUUUCAGGGAAAGGGACAGAAGAGGUAGAACAACUAGCUAGAAGACGUCUUAAAUCGUAGGCGUCGAUGUUGAAUAAACUGCAUCGCCCACAGUUUUGGAGCUUCUGAGGAAAUGGGAUAAGCUUUGGCAAUAUAUUCCCACUGUCAUGUUUUGUUUUCUCUCUUGAUUUCUUAUAUAAAUGAAUUCAGGUUCUCAGUCUUCUCUUAUGAUUCUGAUUUUAGUCUAAUACAUAGUGAGCAGAUCAAGAAGGCAACUUCAUACAAACAUGGAUAUUCAGAUGACUAGUUCUGCAAGGUCGGGUACUGGGAAUGGUUUUUACGAGAAGAUAGAAACCUCUGAAAAGUGGAGCAAAUACUGGAGGAAGUCCUUUCUCUUAGUUUGUGUGGUUGCUUUGGCUAUUGAUCCUCUGUUUCUCUUUAUUCCUGAAAUUGAUUAUCUAAAAUUAUGCAUCGGUUUCGACGAAACGCUUAGAACAACAGUUUGUGUCCUUCGUAUCUUGAUUGACAUAAUCUAUGCGUAUCAAAUCAUUCGUUCUCAAACAUCUUUGAGAGGCAAGAUGAGCCAAAGAAGUAAACUCUUCUACACUAUUGUUGACAUUGUUUCUCUUCUCCCCAUUCCUGUGGUGAUGGUUCUCCUCGUCCGUACUGAGUGGUCUAACAAUCUCGUGACAAAUAGAGUACUCAAGUGGACCAUAGUUGUUCAGUAUAUACCAAGGAUCAUUCGCAUCUAUCCGAUUUACAGAAUUGUGACAAAAACCACUGUUACAAUAUCAGAAUCAAAGUGGAUUGGAGCUCUUUUGAACCUUUUGCUCUUCCUGAUGUGCAGUUAUGUGUUUGGGGCGUUCUGGUACGUUACUGGAAUUGAAAAGCUAAGCAUAUGCUGGCAUAACUUUUGGGUGAAUAAGACUAUGUCUCCUGGCUUUGGGAAUUUCACUGUUUGGCAGAGACCUGGCAAUGUCACGAAGCUGUAUUGUCCACAUUUAGUAGAUGGUGAAAACAACAGUGUUUUCCUGAAAAAUUCAUGCCCAAUAAGAGAAUCUGCGGAAAUCCCAAGACCAUCCAAAUACUUGGUCGGGCUCGAAAACAAAACGAUAUACGACUUCGGUAUGUACGGUGAAGUGGUGAAGUCUGAGGUGGGAAGUAUUAAUCUAAGGAAUUUUCCAAAGAAGUUCUUCUACUGCUUUUGGUGGGGUCUUCGAAAUCUUAGUACGUUUGGCGAAAGCCUGAAGCCAGGCAACUCGGCAACAGAUAUUCUUUUGGCUAUCGUCAUAUGCGCUUGUGGUUUAUUCUUGGUUGCUGUACUUAUUGGAAACGUUCAGAAAUACUUGCUAACAAGUACCGUCAGAUCAGACGAAAUGAUCGAGAGAAAGAAAGACACAGAAGCAUGGAUGACAUUUAGGAAACUACCAGAAGAUCUUAAGAAACGCAUUAAGGAAAACGAGAAAACCCUUUGGAAAAAUGUCAGGGGCACUGAUGAAGAAUCUCUUCUUCGUCGCUUGCCGGAAGAGCUCAGACGUGAAACUCAACCAUAUCUUGAUAAUUGAAGGAAAUGUGUCUUCUUAAUGUUUUACUAUUGUUUAGGGACACUUAUCUUCCCACUUUCCUAAUUCCCUUGUAUUUAUGAAUCUUAAAUUUUUUCCCAUCCAUCUAUUGUCUUUGAAAAAUC
Molecule: messenger RNA, 1666 nt
Organism: Capsella rubella
Lineage: Eukaryota; Viridiplantae; Streptophyta; Magnoliopsida; Brassicales; Brassicaceae
Product: probable cyclic nucleotide-gated ion channel 12
Exons: 6
Coding region: 267-1544 (425 amino acids)
Source: RefSeq, a predicted model, not a curated record